Molecule: messenger RNA, 5583 nt
Organism: Fusarium pseudograminearum CS3096
Lineage: Eukaryota; Fungi; Ascomycota; Sordariomycetes; Hypocreales; Nectriaceae
Exons: 3
Coding region: 1-5583 (1860 amino acids)
Biological process (GO): establishment of mitotic sister chromatid cohesion; regulation of gene expression; establishment of protein localization to chromatin
Cellular component (GO): Scc2-Scc4 cohesin loading complex
Molecular function (GO): chromatin binding
Source: RefSeq, a predicted model, not a curated record
AUGCAUCCCAAUAAACAUGGAGGGCCCUCAAACGGGCUGUUUGCUCAAACGGGGACUAACAAUAACAAUCCUGCCAUCAACCGCACUCGCCCCUUCACACUGCAGGAAGCUUUGCCCUACUCACCGCAGACCUCGACGGUUCCUUUCAUUCCUGAUAUAAUCCCCGACCCCGUCCUAGGUUCUGGUUGCCCUGCACUUCCGUUGAACGAUUUGUUCCAAGCGCACGAAUUCAACAGCUUGAACAGAGAAGCCGCCGCUCACCCCCAGAUGCCGCGCAACGUCAAGCAAGCCGUCGAACAUGUCCUCCAGGAUAUAAAACCCAGCCAGCGAACGCAUUACAAGUUUACACCCAUCUCGAGAACCAUCGCAUCUCAGCCUCCUGGAAAGAGCCUAAUGGAAGGCCUAUCGCCAGUCACAAGAAGUGUUUUUGAUAAAGUGGGAAGCUAUUUCAAGACAACGAAGCCUGGUGCUUCUGAGGGGAAACAGCUGAACGGCCAAGCUGGAGGCCACUCGACCCCUAAACAACGCUCGUCCUCGGUCAAUUCUCCGAACCCUCCGCAGCCGCACGCCCUACCGGUCCAUAACUCUCAGGCAUACAAGUCGAAUUCGGUCAGGAUCGAAGUUGUUGUACCGUCUAAGAGGCAAUUUGACCCAUCCACCUAUGUUGAUGUGGAUUCUUCAGUUGUUGCCGCGCAGCAAGUGCACCAGCAACCCCAGCAGCAACAUACCCAGCCGUUAUCCCAGCUUCCAACCCCUUUCGCCCAGUCUUCUGCGCAGGACCACAUGGAAAUAAACCAAAAUGGCACGUUUCGAAUCGAACUUCCUCGUGCGAAUAUCAAUCGCGAAGAAUAUAUCGAAGUCAAAGAAAGGUCCGAGGAUUUGCAUCAUCUCUCCGUUCGAAAGCAGAGUCAGCAAGCGUACUCCGACAGCCAAGAUCUCAUUGGAGAAAGCCUCGACCAACGCCAACGGAGUGAGGCAGCCCUCCAUGCGCUUGAAAAACUCAUGCGCACAGUCUUUAGCUCAGUAGGACGAGCGCUGGGGGACGAGCAAGGGUAUGAAGAAGUCGUUUCCAUGACACCAGAUCAAGAGGUUGCUAUGACCGCCUCUUCGCAACAGAAAAUGCAUGGCGCAAUUCAAAAGGCGAUUACCCUGAAAUGUUUCGACCAAGUCCCUGUGGAACACCUGGUUCAGAUAAUGAAGCUGAGUGAUGCAAGCUUAAAACAGGUCGAAAAUUUGGAGCUACGAGUUGACGAGACUUGGAAUGAGGAGGCGGUUGACGCGUGGGUACAGCAGCUUUCCGAGGUGGAGACGAUGCUGAAGUCGGCUCGUACAUGUCUUCGUAUCCUCUCCGGUGGCCGAGAGGACAAGCAGCUCUACUCCGAAACCAUCAUCCAGAAGAGUGUAGACAUCUUCAGAAAGGUCACCGAGGACAUUGUCAUGCCUCUUGUGGAACUUCGGCCUUCCGGACCCGCGUCAGGCGUUUUCAAGACUCUCUCAAAAAGUAAGAAACCUAUCACGUCAGUGUUUCUUUGCUGCCAGAAGUUGUUUGCGUUGCUGGCAGAGCUUGUCACCAAGAUCGAGCUAUCGGAGACUGUGAUCAAUUCGCUCGAAUACACUGCAUCUCGGCUAAUCUUCAUGGAAAAUGCCUACUUCGAAAAGGACUCUGUCGUUGGAGUUCAAAAGUUCGAUGGGCUCCGUUCUGUCGCAAUGGAUAUGCUGUCCCAAAUAUUCCUAAUCAAGCCCGAGCAGCGCCAAGGUAUUUUCGAUGAAAUUCUCACUUCACUUGAAAAGCUGCCUGUUGGCAAGCAAAGUGCUCGCCAAUUCAAACUCUCUGAUGGAGGAAGUAUCCAGCCUGUUUCUGCUCUGAUCAUGAGACUGGUUCAAGCCAGCUCCGGGCGAGUGGACGACAACAAGAACCGCGAUCGCCAUAAGCUACUGCGAAACAUCGAUGGCGAACAAGGAGGUUCGGAUGAUGACGACAGCGCACCUUCAGGCGUUAAACAGUUUGUUUCCUCUAUUAAGAGUGAGGUCCAGGGUGCCAAACAACAUAGUGUUGCUAUUAGGGAUCUCGAAAUUUCCGUCGCUCCCCUCACCGAUGCCGCGCAGCGCAAUGCAUCAUACGUGAUAAGUUUUAUCGUCAAGCGUGCCGUUGGUUCCACAAAAUCCGGCGAUACUCCUUACCGAAAUUUGCUUGAUCUCUUCGUCGAGGAUUUUACAACUUGCCUUGAUUCACCGGAUUGGCCGUCUGCCGAGCUUCUCCUUCGCCUGUUGAUGGUAUUGAUGGUGCAACUUUUCGAAGCCCCGAAGACUGCUGCUCCGGCGAAGAACAUGGCCCUGGAGCUGCUGGGUGGCUUGAGUGCUGCCAUUUCGCGUCUACGUUCACAUGUUCAAAGACUUACAAACUCAUCAGAAGGCAAUGAAGCUGAUGAUUUGUCACAAUACCUCGCCGACCUGGCCAAUCAAGCACUGGACCACAAGACCCGCGUGGAACAGCUUGUAGCUUGGGCUGGGCCUUACAGGCUCGUCUUGGAAUAUGUGCAAAACAGAAGUAACGAAGAUCCACACUUGUCAAGUGCCAUCUCGUUUCUGGUUGCAGGCUGGGCAUCUCAGGUACACACUGGCUACGAUUCUUAUAACGACGAGGAUGAGGAUCGAGACGAGGAAUUGGGACGUAUGGCUUAUCGUGUGAGGAUGAUGGUUGAAGACCGCAGGUGGCUUGUUAACGAGUACACCUUUAAAAGUGUCUCACCGAACCAGGCCAAACUCUCUUACUCGAUCAUCUUGUUGCGUUCACCUUUAUGUGAAGCCUUCAGCAAGAUCCUGAAUAUCCUGCUUGGUUCCAUGGCCAGUGACCAAGCCACAGUCAGGAGCAGGAGCCUCAAGAGUGUUAACCAGGUUUUAGAGACCGAUCCCUCGAUCUUGGAUGGCGACUCGACUGUCAUUGACCUGAUCUUAGAAUGCGCAGGCGACCCUUCUAUUCAAGUGCGAGACUCGGCGCUCGGUCUCUUAGGCAACUGCAUGGCGAUGCGCCCUCGCCUCGAAUCCUCCUUAACACCAAUGAUCGUCAAUCGAUUCCAGGACAAUGGUCUUGGUGUAAGGAAGCGUGCAAUGAAACUCACUCGCGAUAUUUAUCUCCGCAACCCCAGUAAGACACUGCGCAGCAUGAUAGCGAACGGAUUGUUGCGCCGAGUGCAGGAUCCUGACGAUACCGUUCGCGAUCUAGCCCGCCAGAUGAUUGAGGAGGUUUGGUUUGCACCAUUUUACCAAGGCGAGGGGACCGCUGUAUACCAGACAUCACUCAACGAACACGUGUCACUUGUUAUACAGACUGUCAAAUCUGGAACGGUUACCGAAAUGCUCGACAAGGUGUUCCGAUCCAUUCUCAAGCCCAAAGACAAGUCUUUGAGUGGGCCCUUUACGGUCUGCACUAAGCUCGUCGCCAACAUGUUUGGAUUGAUAGACAACCUUGACCCCGAAGACCCUACUGUUCCGUCUGGGCGCGAUGCGCUGCAAGUGCUUACAAUCUUUGCAAACGCGGAGCCUAAACUGUUCAACUUUGAACAGAUUCGGCUUUUGCUGCCGCAUUUGGCAAACUUCUCGAAGCCCGAGGAACUGGCCGCCUUUCGGCAUGUGACUAUUGUCUAUCGUCGGGUCUUGCCUACUUUGACCAGUGUUCAUACUGAGUUCCUGUCAGAAGUACGCGCGUACCUACUGAAAGCUCUUUCCAAGGUCAGCCAGCGAAACCCCCUGGAUGAUUUGGUAGCUUGCACUCAGGUGGUAUGCGGACUGCUCAACGUCUACACUCCACUAAUUGGUGGCCUGCUAUCCAGCCUGUUGAAAAUCGAACAGAUACAGGCAAGACCCAUUGACCAAAAUUCGAUCACAUUGACCUAUGGAUACAGCCUGCUGAUUGGUAUGAUUGCAAAACAUUGCAAAUUGGACGAGUGGACAAAUACCUUCAGAGCCAAAUUUCCCAAAUGGAAGGGAGACUCGGUACCUUUGUUAGCCAUUGAGAAACUGGUACCCCUUGCGGCACCCUCCAAGCCACUCGAGAUCCGCAAGUCAGCACUCGAUGCUCUUGGAUUGAUUUGCCAAGCUUGGCCACGCAAUUAUGUUGUUCCUAAACUAUACACACUCUUUGAUCAAGUUUUCAAAGAGCAGACACCUGGCCUCGAGAUGUUGAUAUUGCGGUCAUUUCGAGAGUUUCUGCUUACUGAAGAGAAACGGUCCGAAACAGGAGCGGAAGGAUCAGCCACUGGCAAGAAGCGAGAGCUGACAGUUAUGGGUGGGACUAACUUUGACGAUGUCGCCAGUGCUACCUCUCAGAGAUUCUUGAAGUACAUAUCCCGCAUUGCACUUUCAGGCCAAGGCGACCAUGCUUUCCUCGCCACAGAGGUUCUGGGCAGCAUCAACCGACAAGGUUUAACCCACCCCAAAGAGACCUGUGUCACCUUGAUGACCCUUGAAACAUCGACAAAUCGACGAAUUUCGGAAUUGGCCUUCUCUGAGCAUCGCUAUCUACAUGAGAAGCACGAGACUGUCCUUGAGCGAGAAUAUGCCAAGGCAGUACAAUCAGCUUUCGCAUACCAGCGGGAUAUUGUGGAAGAUACCCGCGGCGCGACGACAAACCCCUUCCAGUCCAAACUGCACUUGCUGAUGGAGGUACUCAAGAUCAGUAAGAUGAAGAAUCGCCAGCGCUUCUUGGACAAGCUCUGCGGCCAGCUGGAUUUCGACCUCGCCAAAUUAGAUACAGCUGAAGAGGUCCCGUCUCACAUGGCCUUUGCACGCUUCAUCACUGAGAAUUUAGCCUUCUUUGAGUACCAAUCAGUUGGAGAAUUGCAAACAACAGUCAAUGCAAUCGAAAAGAUGGUGACCAGUACCGGUGCCUCACUGGCGCAGGCUAUUGAGUCCGAGAUCUUCAAUGUCCGUGUUGACACACUGCAAUCGUCGGCACCCGAGGCCCCGGCGCCAGCACCUGGAGUUUCUGCCAACCUAACUCCUGGAGUACUACCCAUGGAAGUAGACCCCAAGUCAGCGUUGGCGAUGGCAUCCGAAGUUGAACCAGGCCGGCUUCGUCAAUUGGCGACUGCGUCGAUUAUCCUUCUGUCAAUGUGGGAAACUCGAACACAUCUGCGUCGACUGUAUGGUAUGGGCAACAGCAGGCAUGACAGCAAAGCCAAGGCCUUGGCCAAGGACCUGAACAGGAUACCAGUCAAAGUCCAAGGUGUUCACGGCGACAAGGUCUGGGACGAAAUCGAAGCACAUAUGGCCGGACUUCAGAACCAAGAACGGAUGAUUCAGAAAUGCACCGCCCUCGUAGAACUCCUUAAUGUCGACAAGGAAUUCAAAAUCGCAGACGACGGCGACCAAAUGGAUAUGGACCCCUCGACUCCAAGUGGAGACGAAGAUGAAGACGGUGAUAGUAUGCUUGAUCGAGGACGCAAAAGAAAAGGAGCAAAUACACCGGGCGGACGAAAGAAGCGGGCGAGGUCCGACUCACAGCCGCGAAAAAGAGGGCGACCCAGGAAGAACCCCUUGCCUGAGUCAGAUGUUGGCGCAGAUCUUGAUGAGAGCUGGAUUUGA